This is a messenger RNA of Pyricularia grisea, 2757 nucleotides long. RefSeq lists its product as uncharacterized. Gene Ontology annotation, biological process: regulation of transcription by RNA polymerase II. Gene Ontology annotation, cellular component: Set3 complex. The record is from RefSeq and is a predicted model, not a curated record. Gene Ontology annotation, molecular function: protein binding; transcription corepressor activity. NCBI's taxonomy places the organism in Eukaryota, Fungi, Ascomycota, Sordariomycetes, Magnaporthales, Pyriculariaceae. The coding region runs from base 322 to 2349 and encodes 675 amino acids. The transcript is spliced from 6 exons.
AAUCGACAUCCACUUGUAGUGCGUCCAUCCAUUGGAUUUCCCUUCAGCCCGAAUUUGUGAUGGAACUUCAUUCCCGCUUCCACCUCCGGUCGGUUCUUUGACAGACAGGAAAAAAAAAAGAAGAAAACCCCGAAAACGACAAAAAGACUACGGCGGAUUCAAGCGUUCUGCAUUGAAAAGAAUCUCUGGAGGAAGAUACAGUUCUUUCCGUGGCAACUGCACAGCCGUUGGACAUAGGUAUCGGGAGGUACUCGCUCUACCGUUUUUCUUGCCAGCCGUUCGUCAAUGUCCCGGUGAGCUGGCGGUUCAGACGCGCACGCCAUGAAGGAAUUUCUCGACUCGGACAGGCUCAACUUUCUGGUCUGGAGAUAUUUGCUUGAAGGAAAUUAUCGAGAAACCGCUGCCAAGUUCCAAAAGGAAUGGCGCGUUAAAGAACCGCAUCGACAGUUUGAUUUUGCACCUCACGUCCAAAAUCAUGCUCUUGUUUCCAUCGUGAACCGGGGGCUUGUUUACUGCGCCUUGGAGAGGGAAUUCGCCGAGUCACAGGUGCCUCAAAAUGCGUCGGGAGAACCCCGGGAGGCGCCGCAUGGUGUUUUUGGACCCUUGAUUGUACAACCACCAGCGCCAUUAAAAGUGCAGAAGACGACCACGUCAGCCCCGGAUGCUGCAGCAGAAGCAGGCGGCACAGCGAAGGCGCCACCAGUGGCAGCAAACGCAAACGUAGCUGACAACACUGAUGCUGAUGCCGACGCCGACGCUGACGCCGAUGGGGACGCGGAUCUGGAUGCAGAAGGGGACGUCGAUCCUGAUGCUGAUGCGACAGGAGAAGAGGACGACAUUCUUCCUACAGUCGAGGGAGAAAACAAUCGGAAGCGACAACUGCAAGCGGCCAACGGCUCGCCGAUGAAGCGUGCUCGGCUUGGAAAUGGCUAUGAAAAUGGACUAGAGACUGGACCGACGCCCAUGGAGAUCGACGAGGCCGACAGUGGCAACAACAACCACGCCUACCCGUCACCACUGGAAGUCGACCAGAUUGCCACGCCUCCUCCACGGACUUUUGGGCCUGAGCAAGGCACUCAGGUUGACAAGGUUGAUGAGCUGACCCCCGAAACCAUUUUUCUAAGCACGUCUCCCGAGGAUGCAUCGACAAACGCGGGCUCUGGUGCUGUGCCACCUGCAACGCCGCCAACAGAAAACACACCGUCCCGGAGUCAACCCAACCCUAUCCUUCUGCAUUGCGAGUGGAGCCCCAUUGACCCAUCAGUCUUGGCGGCUGCUGGAACCGAUGCGCUAGCCCGCAUCUGGACUGUUUCGCGUCCCACCCAGUCUGGGCUCGCGCCUGGACAUGUGGCAGAUCACGUGAGCAGCGUCUUCGGCAAUUUAACCGAGGAUGAUGCCGCACCCGACGCUGUUAUAACUGCUAUGGCAUGGAACUGGGACGGCAGCGCCCUCGCCCUUGCUACAGAUUCUGGGAACAAGGCACGGAUUAGCAUAUGGGCUGCCGAUGGCACACAUCUGCAGCGCUUCGAUGUCGCCGAACCGCCCAUCAUCAAGCUGAAAUGGCAUCCCAACAACACUUGUGUUCUUGCUGUAGCGCCCGACACCGAAGGAACUCUUGUUACGGUCUUUGAGACGCAGGUGUCGCAUACGGUGUCAUACAGCCUACCAAGUCAUGACCUUGACGCAAACCCACUCGACGCUGCAUGGAUUAGCGAUACCGAGUUUUUACUAUGCGGAGGAAGGCUGCUAGAGUCUUUCAAAUACACCGAGACUGAGAUCACGCCGGCGAGAAAAUUCCCGACAAGGGAAAGCGAUAUCUUUACCCAGGCUCAGUUUGACUGGCGGUCCAAAUUGGUGGCAACUGCCAGCGAGACGGGUGUGAUAGAUCUCUGGGAUGAGUCUGGUCAGCGUCGUUCUAUUCCCGCACACUCAGGGCCCAUAACAUCACUAUCAUGGCAACCGUUGCAAGGCAACCCAUUAGACGAGGAGAGGCUACUUGCUUCAGGCGGCGAGGAUGGAAUCAUCUCGGUCUGGAAUGCGCGAGUGCCUGAAAACAAGCCGAAGUGGUCGAUGACUAUGGAGCCGCCCAUCGUGGCGUUGUCGUUUACGCCCGAUGGUGCCUUUAUCGCUGGAGCGACUACGGAUAGGAUACUCAUAUGGAAAGUGGGAGAAUAUUCGAUCCCCAGAGCGAGUUGGAGCAGAACGUCUCAUCCGGGUUGGUCCAACUCCAAACCUGUCAACGGUUCUCCAGCCAGUAUCGAGGAUACCCAUUGCUUGUGCUGGGAUGCCAGCGGCCAAAAAUUGGCCUAUGGUACCAACAGCUUAAUCGCUGUGAUCAAUUUUAGGUGACAGGGAAAACCCGUAUCCACAGGAAUUUAGGCCGUCAGAGGCGAUUUUCAUUUGUAUGGACACUUUUUUUUUUUUUAGAACUAAGUUGUAAAGCAUCUUCAUCUUGUCUUUACUGGGCGAGGUGUGCCUGGCGCGUCACAGGCAAUUGGUGUUUGAUUGAGUGGGCUACAUCGUAUAGUUGGGAUGGCUGGGAUAUACGGAGUUGUAGGCGCUGUAUUGGGUUCUCGUUCGUUUCUCGGUAUUUACACCGGGAAAGCCUUUCUAAAAUAGCCAUGGUAUAUUAUAUACAGAACAGGAGCAUGGUCGAAUAGUUGAUCCAUGUCUCUUGGCCGGCAGGUCUUGAGAUAUACGUCAAUGUGUAUACGUACCUAUACAGUGCCCACAUACACAGAGCUCUUGGUACAUACA